AUUUUGAGGGCAUGUAAUUAUAUACCAGCUGAGUUUGACCACUGCAUGUCUCCAAAUAAAACCAAGGGGUUUGUCAGUGUGACGUAAAAUGUUUGUUACUUAAUAGCUGAUCAUGAUUGAAUUAAAUCAGCAUUGUUUGUGAUUGUUUGAAGUUGAUUCUUAACUUUUCUUUCGUCACAGAGACCUUUCUUUCCACCAUUAAUUGAAAAUAGGAAGAGGAAGUAAAGCGAGAGCACGAUUGCAUUCACAAGGUCAUCAUAGCCUGACAUGCCUGUGUUUCCACUGCUGCUAUGGAGCACGUAACUGCUAGUGAGGAACUGUCCGCUACACUGAUGUACCACGUGGAACGCCCUGUGCUCAAUGAAGGCUAUAUUGACUCCGAGCUUCUGCAUAGGAAGAAGAGGACACCCAAGUCCUUUCAACAGAGAAUAGCUGAACAUCUCCGGUGUUCAUCUGAGAAAGCCAAAUCUGUUGUGUUUGGUUUUCUUCCCAUUUUAACAUGGCUGCCAUCAUAUCCACUAAAGCAAUACCUGUUCGGAGACAUCGUUUCUGGCAUCAGCACAGGAGUAAUGCAGCUACCUCAAGGUCUUGCUUAUGCGAUGCUGGCAGCUGUUCCUCCAGUGUUUGGUUUAUAUUCAUCGUUUUAUCCUGUGCUAUUAUACACAUUCUUUGGUACCUCCAAACAUAUAUCAAUAGGUACUUUUGCAGUAAUCAGUCUGAUGAUUGGCGGGGUUGCUGUAAGGGAGGCUCCGGACUCCAUGUUUGCAGUCAAUGGGACCAAUGCAUCACAGAUUGUGGAUUUUGAGGCUCGUGAUGCCAGAAGAGUGGAGGUGGUUGUAGCUUUGACAACCCUAGUAGGAAUCAUACAGUUUGUUCUGGGUCUGCUGAGAUUCGGCUUCCUGGCGAUUUACCUGACUGAGCCGCUGGUGCGAGGUUUCACCACGGCUGCCGCUGUGCACGUCUCAGUGUCGCAGAUCAAGUACCUGCUGGGAGUGCACACUGCACGCUUCAAUGGGCCUCUCUCUGUAGUGUAUAGUCUUGAUGCUGUCUUCAGGAACAUUGCAAGCACUAAUGUUGUCACACUAAUUAUUGGACUGGUGUGUACAGUGUUCCUGUACUUCAUCAAAGAUCUCAACGAACGCUUCAAAAAGAAGCUACCUAUCCCCAUCCCUGGAGAAAUUAUAGUGGUAAUUGUGUCCACUGGAAUCUCAUAUGGGAUGGUUAUGUCUGAAAACUAUGGAGUCGAAGUUGUGGGUAAAAUUCCCACUGGGUUGCUGCCACCCAAGAUUCCAGACUUCUCGGUCUUUCCUGGCCUCUUCCCAGAUGCCUUCGCUAUAGCUGUUGUUGGCUUCUCGAUUGCAAUAUCAUUAGCCAAGAUCUUUGCUCUUAAGCAUGGCUACAGUGUGGACGGAAAUCAGGAGCUCAUCGCCCUGGGACUUUGUAAUUUUAUGAGUUCAUUCUUUCACACGUUUGCCGUUACCGCCUCAAUGUCUCGCAGCCUGGUACAGGAGAGCACUGGAGGACAUACUGAAAUUGCAGGACUCUUGGCGUCUCUACUUGUGCUACUGGUGGUGGUGGCCAUUGGAUUUGUCUUUCAGCCAUUACCUACAACAGUGUUGGCUGCUAUCAUCAUGGUCAACCUCCUGGGGAUGUUUAAGCAAAUGAAAGACAUUCCUGCAUUAUGGAGAACCAGCAAGAUUGAACUGGCAAUUUGGCUGGUGUCCUUUUUCGCAUCAGUUCUUCUGGGUCUGGAUUAUGGUCUGGUGGUUGCCAUGGGCUUUGCCAUACUCACAGUUAUUUACAGAACACAGUGCCCUAAAAAUGCUCUUCUUGGACAAAUCCCAGAUACAGGACUGUACUUUGACGUGGAUGAGUAUGAAGAGGCUGAGGAAUGCACAGGGAUUAAGAUUUUUCAGUCCAAUACUUCCAUAUACUUUGCAAACAGUGACCUGUACGUCAGUGCCCUCAAGGCAAAGACUGGAAUUGACCCUGCAAAACUGCUAGCUGCCAGGAAAUCACAGCUAAAAUAUGCGAAAAGAGACAACGGGGAGAGGAAGGCUGUAAACCACUGCUCCGCAGUAAAGAAAAAUGCAGUUGUCUUAUUGGUAUGA
This is a messenger RNA of Sinocyclocheilus grahami, 2111 nucleotides long. Its product is annotated as prestin. Gene Ontology annotation, molecular function: secondary active sulfate transmembrane transporter activity. Lineage: Eukaryota; Metazoa; Chordata; Actinopteri; Cypriniformes; Cyprinidae. The record is from RefSeq and is a predicted model, not a curated record. The coding region runs from base 291 to 2111 and encodes 606 amino acids. The transcript has 15 exons. Gene Ontology annotation, biological process: sulfate transmembrane transport. Gene Ontology annotation, cellular component: membrane.